AUGGCCUGUAGAGGAAGAGGUGGGCAUGGCCAGCCUUCCUCAGCAUCACUCUCCUGUGUCAUCCCUGGAAGUCUUCACACAUUUAGGACCUGUGCCCAUAAUAUAUGCAUGGUGUCGGACUUUUUCUACCCAAACAUGGGAGGCGUGGAAAGUCACAUUUACCAGCUCUCUCAGUGCCUGAUUGAAAGAGGGCACAAGGUCAUAAUUGUCACCCACGCUUACGGAAAUCGCAAAGGCGUCCGUUACCUCACUAAUGGCCUCAAAGUCUAUUACUUGCCUCUGAAAGUCAUGUACAACCAAUCUACAGCCACGACCCUCUUUCACAGUCUGCCAUUGCUCAGGUACAUAUUUGUUCGGGAGAGAGUCACGAUAAUCCAUUCACAUAGUUCCUUUUCUGCCAUGGCCCAUGAUGCCCUCUUCCACGCCAAGACAAUGGGCCUCCAGACAGUCUUCACGGACCAUUCCCUUUUCGGAUUUGCUGAUGUCAGCUCGGUGCUUACAAACAAGCUUCUAACUGUGUCUCUUUGUGACACAAACCACAUAAUUUGUGUCUCUUACACUAGUAAGGAAAACACUGUGCUAAGAGCAGCACUGAAUCCUGAAAUAGUAUCCGUCAUUCCUAAUGCUGUAGAUCCUACUGACUUCACUCCAGACCCAGUUAGAAGGCAUGAUAGUAUAAUAACUAUUGUUGUUGUCAGCAGACUUGUUUACAGAAAAGGGACCGAUUUACUUAGUGGUAUAAUACCUGAACUCUGUCAGAAAUAUCCUGAUUUAAAAUUCAUAAUUGGAGGAGAGGGACCAAAGAGAAUCAUUUUGGAAGAAGUACGGGAAAGAUACCAGCUCCAUGACAGAGUGUGUCUCUUGGGAGCCUUAGAACACAAGGAUGUUAGAAAUGUCUUAGUUCAAGGACAUAUUUUUCUUAAUACUUCUCUUACGGAAGCAUUCUGCAUGGCGAUUGUGGAAGCAGCCAGUUGUGGUUUACAGGUUGUAAGUACCAGGGUUGGUGGAAUUCCUGAAGUACUUCCAGAAAAUCUUAUCAUUUUAUGUGAGCCUUCUGUAAAAUCUUUGUGUGAGGGAUUGGAAAAAGCUAUUUUCCAACUGAAGUCAGGAGCAUUGCCACCUCCAGAAAAUAUCCAUAAUAUUGUAAAGACUUUCUACACCUGGAGGAACGUUGCAGAGAGAACUGAAAAAGUGUACGACCGAGUGGUAGGAGAAGCUGUGUUACCCAUGAGCAAACGGCUGGACAGACUCAUCUCUCACUGUGGCCCUGUGACAGGCUGCAUUUUUGCUCUGUUGGCUGUAUUCAACUUUCUCUUCCUCGUUUUCCUGAGAUGGGUGACUCCAGAUUCUUUCAUUGAUGUUGCAGUAGAUGCCACAGGGCCAAAGGGUGCCUGGGCUCAUCGAUAUCCUUAUCAAUAUAGUAAAAGAGGGGCUGAGAAUACUGAGCUGUCUGAAACAAGAUAG
Molecule: messenger RNA, 1464 nt
Organism: Rangifer tarandus platyrhynchus (Svalbard reindeer)
Lineage: Eukaryota; Metazoa; Chordata; Mammalia; Artiodactyla; Cervidae
Source: the annotation of a GenBank genome assembly